AACCGGACGCUUUGAGACAGACCGGGAUUUCAAAAUUCCCCCUAAAUUGAAAGUAAUUCACGUAUAAAUGAGCUCCACCUUUGCUGAGAUUAAUCCUGCUGUGGUGGAAUUGCUUGGGCGCAGCAAACAAUUCACACUGAUCAGCUGCUUCUGAUCAGAUCUUAAUGAACGAAUAUCUAAUUUAUCGAUAGAGCAACGAGAUGAUGAUGCGAUUGUAUUUGCAGAAUAAUAUGGGCGAUUGAAUUUUAACAAACAGAAAAAAAUAGCGACUGGCUGCAAUUCAUUCUUAGUAUAAUACAAUUAUUUGACGCGCAUGGGGGUAUUUAAGCACCAUUCUUAAUUGUAGCUAAGGAUGGUUCAUUUACACCUUCAUUUAUUUCAAUUUAGGGGCAAGUUUGAAAUCCUGUUCUGUCUCACAGCGUCCGGUUAAUCUGGAGCCAGAUAUGGUAACCCUAAAUUAGUCUUUGUUGAAUGAAGCAGUGCUGAAGACGCCAGUGGAAGCAUGCAUGGUGGUUACAGGGAGAGGAGGAUAUUACUAAGAUUAUUUUCCAGUCAAAGUCUUUAUGAAAAGGCUCCAUGGAGGUGGCAUGCUACAUAUAUUUAUUCAUCGGUCUUCAAGCUGCAUUUUCUGUUCUUGGCUGCCCAGAUGGAUGUAAGUGCUCAAAUCAGCGUGUCACAUGUGAAGGAAAGGCAGUGACGCGGAUCCCGUCACCACUGCCCUUCGAUACACUUCGACUUGAUCUAAUCGGCACCCAAAUCCCAUCUCUGGAAGCGAGCACGUUCCAGGAUCCUCCUCCAGCACUUACUGCACUUAAUGUAAAUGGAAAUGAAUUCUCUCACAUCUCACCCGGUGCAUUCGACAGUCUAACUAACCUUCAGUAUCUUAUUUUAAGUUCAAAUCAACUGCAAGAGAUACCUGCUGGGCUGUUAAAUAAGCUUGUGAAUCUCGAGAGACUUUUGCUUUCCCACAAUAAACUUCAAAAAAUCGACUCUGGCCUAUUUGCUACACUCUCCAAACUGAGAGACCUCCAACUCCAAGAAAAUGAACUUAGUGCCAUACCAGAAGGAGCUUUCCACCAGCUGGUCAGUCUCCAAACGCUCCACCUUGGCAGGAACAACAUUACCCACCUUCCAGCCAACAUUUUCAAAACAUUGACCAAGCUUCAAACCCUAAAACUUCUAGAUACCCAACUGAGGCAAAUUCCAGCCGGAAGCUUUGAUAACUUAAACCUGGUAGAACUUUAUUUACAAGAUAACCAUAUAGAACACCUGCACCGGGGUCUGUUUUCCAAGCAGCUGAACUUGAAGAAACUGUACCUGUCUAACAAUCAAAUAUCCGUGCUGCCUGAAGGAAUCUUCCUUAAUUUGCCUAAUCUCACCAAAUUUACCCUUUUCGAAAACCAAUUGACAGAUCUCCCCAGUGGUGUAUUUGGUCCCAUGCCCCAACUCAGGGAUCUUUGGCUAUAUGACAACAAAUUAGUUCGUAUUUCAGACAACGUGUUUAGCAACUUAACCAGUUUGGAACUACUGAUCUUGAGCAGAAACCACAUCAGCAGCAUCUCCAAAGAUGCAUUCAGCGGCUUGACCAAACUUACUGAAGUGUCUCUGCACACUAACAAGCUGACCAGCUUGGAUGAAGGCACUUUCCAAGGCAUGGACAAGCUCCAGAACAUCUCUCUCCAAAACAAUCACCUGCGGUCACUGCCGCAAAACCUGUUCAGAAACCUUUCUAAAUUAAUGCAAGUCCAGCUUCAAAAUAAUUCCCUUGAGAGCCUUCCACAGGAGCUGCUGGACUCCUUUGAGCCACUGGCUAAAGUGAAUCUCUGCGAUAACCCGUGGAAGUGUGAUGAGAAUAUUGUUCCUCUCAGAAACUGGAUGAUAUCGCACCAGUCCAAGGUGCUCAAUAUCAGCCGAGUUACAUGCUAUAGCCCUGAUUCCCUGAGAGGUAUUCCUAUUACAAGCUUAACAGAUGACCAGUUGAAGACAAGCCAGGAAGAACAGACCACUAACACAGAAGGGACUACAAUGCAAGAUACCACCAGAGACACGAGUCGCAGUGUGACAUCCACCUCGUUCCACCCACAGACAACCAGUUCCUCUCCCACUUCGUUGAAAACCACACCCACCACCUCAAACAAAGGUGAAGACACAGUGGAUGAACAUGGGCAGAAUAAGGGCCUCAAGAAAGAGGUUCUGAUCACAAUUAUUGUGCUGGUCUGUACCGUUGUCAUCUCUGCUGUGAUUAUCUGCAUAGCAUGCCGGAGUAACAAAAGACGCUCUGAUGCCAAAUUAACACAGGUGACCAAAAGGAAUGCAGUCAUUUAAUAUAUAUAUAUAUAUAUAUAUAUAUAUAUAUAUAUAUAUAUAUAUAUAUAUAUAUAUACCAUGUAGAUACCCCACUGAGUUGGCAUGUGUAUACAUAUAUAUAGAGAGAUAGAUAGAUAUAUAGAUACUGUGCAGAUAUCACAUUGAGGCAUGUAUGACUAACUAUUGAAGGUUUUCCAAAGCUUACCUGUAGUGGGCCAGUGGGUGAAACUGUUUUAUCUUGUAUACUGUCUCUCUGAAAACAACUGCAUCUUCACCAUCUCAAGUCAUGCUUGUAGUGUUUAGAGCAAAAGUAUUAUAUAUUAAUCGGGAACGACUUGAAACCUUUGUGCUGUACAGAUUUCCAAAGAUGAGUACUUAAUAAUAUCAGAGGGUAUAAUUACCAAGGGUAUAAGAGAAACAUGCUUGGUAUCUAACAAAAUUAAUGCUUUAUCUACUAACAGCCAAAAGAAAAUCAAUGUAUUUUAUAUCAUAAUUUUUGUAUCUUGUUCUACAAUACCAUGGUUGUUUAUAUUUUGCUAGCUUUAAAAAAAACAAAAAAACCCUAUUUUUUACUGAAAAGAAAAUUCAAGUAUAUGUUGCAUGCAGAAGGCCAAUGUAAUCUGAAAAUAAAUGCUUUUUUUGUAUAUUACUGUUCAGUAUAUUAAAAUAAAUGAUGCUA
This is a messenger RNA of Acipenser ruthenus (sterlet), 2986 nucleotides long. RefSeq names its product leucine-rich repeat-containing protein 15. NCBI's taxonomy places the organism in Eukaryota, Metazoa, Chordata, Actinopteri, Acipenseriformes, Acipenseridae. The record is from RefSeq and is a predicted model, not a curated record. Gene Ontology annotation, cellular component: extracellular matrix. The transcript has 2 exons. The coding region runs from base 577 to 2325 and encodes 582 amino acids. Gene Ontology annotation, molecular function: protein binding.